Molecule: messenger RNA, 1638 nt
Organism: Mucor mucedo
Lineage: Eukaryota; Fungi; Mucoromycota; Mucoromycetes; Mucorales; Mucoraceae
Product: acyl-CoA dehydrogenase/oxidase
Exons: 6
Coding region: 46-1575 (509 amino acids)
Molecular function (GO): flavin adenine dinucleotide binding; oxidoreductase activity, acting on the CH-CH group of donors; heme binding
Source: RefSeq, a predicted model, not a curated record
UUCUCUUUUAACUUUUAUUUCUUCUUAUAAAACCCCCCACUCUCAAUGAGCCUUAAAACUUUUACUCGUGAAGAGGUGACACGCCACAAUGUUGAGGGCGAUUUAUGGAUCAUUAUCGAUGCUAGUGUCUAUGAUAUGAGUCGUUUUGUUGAUAUGCAUCCUGGUGGAGCAUUCCCUAUCUUGGAAUUUGCCGGUAAAGAUGCUACCGAUGAUUUCUACGGUCUUCAUCGCCAAGACGUACUCGUCAAGUACGAUCGUUACCGUAUCGGUACCAUCGCCAAUGAACAACCCCAAAUUGAGUUUUACAAGAGUGGUGAAAUGUCCAAGGUUCCUUAUGCUGAAUCUAGUGCCUGGAUGGGUUUCAAGUCCCCUUACUUCAACGAUUCUCAUUUCAAGUUCCGUGUCGCUGUUCGCAAGAUCUGCGAUUCUUUAGCUGAUGAGGCUCGCGCUUUUGAAGAUGCCGGUACUAAACCUUCUGACGAGUUCAUGAAGAAAUUAGGUGAGAAUCAUCUCUUGUCUAUGAAUAUUGGUCCCGGUCCCAUGUUACAUGGUUUGAUGCUUCCCAGCGGUCUCAAGGGCGAAGACUUUGAUUAUUUCCAUGAGAUCAUUGUUCACGAAGAAACUGCACGUUGGAAGGUGCGUGGUUUUGAUGAUGGUUCUGUAGCCGGUAUGGUUAUUUCCGCACCCACAAUUAUUAACUUUGGAACUCCCGCUCUGAAGAAAAAGUAUAUUCCUGAUAUCUUUUCAGGCAAGAAGAGAAUCUGCCUUGCUAUUACUGAAGCCUUUGCUGGUUCAGACGUAGCACGUAUCAGAACCACUGCUGUCAAGACAGCUGAUGGUAAACAUUAUCUUGUCAAUGGUACAAAGAAGUGGAUUACCGGUGGCUGUUGGGCCGAUCUUUUCUCUGUUGCUGUACAGACCGAUAAGGGUAUGUCUAUGCUUUUGAUUGAACGUAGCGAAGGCGUUGAGACAAAGCCUAUCAAGACUUCUUACUCCCCUAGUGCUGGUACUGCUUAUGUCACCUUUGAAAAUGUCUUGGUUCCUGUCGAGAACUUACUUGGUAAGGAGAACCAAGGUUUUGUUGUUGUCUUAUCCAACUUCAACCACGAACGCUUUGUCAUGAUCACACAAGUCUCCAUGUCUGCUCGUCUUGUCAUUGAAGAAUGUUUCAAGUGGGCCAAUCAACGUAAGGUCUUUGGUAAGCGCUUGAUUGAUCAACCUGUUAUUCGUAAUAAGUUGGCCAAGAUGGUUGCCAGUCUUGAAAGUGUUCACGCUUGGAUGGAAAACAUUGCUUAUCAAAUGAACAACAUGACCUAUGACGAGCAAUCAGAAAAGUUGGCUGGUCCUAUUGCCUUAUUAAAGUAUCAAGCUACACGUAUGAUUCACGAUGUUUCCGAUGAUGCCUGUCAAAUCUUUGGUGGUCGUGCCAUUACCAAGACUGGCAUGGGUAGAACUGUCGAAACUCUCCAAAGAACUUAUAAAUUCUCUGCUAUUCUCGGUGGUGCUGAAGAAAUCAUGGCUGAUCUCGGUAUUCGUCAAGCCAUGAAAUAUUUCCCCCGUGGUGCCAGACUUUAAAAGAAGUGGUCGCUCUUUAUUUUUGUACAAUCACAAGGAAAUAAACUUAUUUAUUAUUUUAAU